GCUGAAGUUCCCAUCAGACCUGGAGUCCCUGCGGGAGCUCGCAGAGAUGCUCCAAUUUUACAAAAGAGAAAAUUACAGCUAUGUGCUGCUGCUGUUCUGCAGCGCCUACCUUUACAAACAGUCCUUUGCGAUACCUGGCUCAUCCUUCUUGAACAUGUUGGCUGGUGCCAUUUUCGGUCCUUGGGAGGGGUUGGUUUUGGCCUGCCUGCUCGCCACGUUUGGCUCCACAUUCUGCUACCUGCUGUCGUCAGCCUUUGGCAAACAGUACGUGGUUCACUUCUUUCCAGAGAAAGUGGCUCUGCUGCAGAAGAAGGUGGAGGAGAAUCAAAACAGCUUAUUCUUCUUCCUGCUUUUCCUUCGUUUCUUCCCCAUGACUCCUAACUGGUUCCUUAACAUCACCUGUCCUGUCCUCAACAUCCCUAUAUCCAUUUUCUUCUUCUCUGUGCUGCUAGGUCUGAUCCCGUACAACUUCAUCUGCGUUCGUACGGGUUCCAUCCUGUCGCAGAUCACCUCCCUGGAUGACAUCUUCUCCUGGGGGACGCUGGCCCAGCUGCUGGCCAUCGCCCUCAUGGCUCUGCUGCCCGGAGCGCUGAUCAGACGCUACAGUGAAGCUCGCCUCAGGGUGGACGGCAUGGACAGCAAUGGCACGAGUCAGGUGGAAAGGAAGCAGGAACGGAAGAGACGGUGAUGAAUGGAAAACGUCAAGACAGGAGAAGUGGAGGAGGAAAAAAAAAACUGUCCUUGGAGGCAUGUGACCUUUUAUCUACGCCAGAAGGUAGAUUUCUGUAAGGGCACACUGGAGGCACAUGAUUUGCUCCGGKCUUGUGCGCUUAUCGUGUCGAGUUUCUGUGCUGCACAUUCAAGUUUUGUUCCAGAGGAGUUCACAUAUUCCAGAUUAUUUUUUUAAAGGAAUCUUUUUGCAGCCCCCAAACCAACAAAUUAGUAGUUUACCUUUUUUAAAAUAAAAUGCUUUUGAUGCACAGUGAAGCUGUAAAGUUUUUUAAAUUGACUUUGUUGUUUGGUUUCUUGUUUUGUUUUUCCAUGUAAAAAAGAUGAAGUCUUAGCUUCAUGGCUCUAAGUAGUGUCACUGAAAUCCUUUUACCAGCAAUCUGAUGCUGAUUUUCUAUGACCAAAACAGAAAUCUUAAAAAAAAUAAAUGUUUUGAAAUGAAUUUUGAAUGAAAACACACUACUUUUCGUUCCUGUGUGUAACACUUAAAAAAAACAGACAUUAUUUGUCUAAGCAAACUGUUUUCCUUUUAUUUUACCUUGUUUCAGUCAGGUAAGUGCUGCUCAGGAGAUGGUUUAGUCUGUGUUCAGGGUGUGUCCAUUGUGCCAAAUACACCAUUUGUCCCAUUAGAGUUAUAGACGCCCUCGAAACAUGGAAACUGGGACUUCUAUUUUAUAGUUCAAAGCCAUCCCUGCAGAAUGAUUUGUUUUUUUCAAUCCAAAUUUACAAACAGGUGAUUAGGACACCUGUAAAGCUGUGCAUGCACCCAUCUUUAGAGAAAACCCACCUGUGCACUUAGUGAACAUUUACAACACCACAGAUAAAGGUCAGAGAGCAAACCUGUGACCUGCUUGCUGUGAAGCAGCAGUGCUAACCACUGCUCCACUGUGCAUGCACAGAUUUUUAAAAUCCCUCAAGUCUGAUCUACUGAGAUGGAAAUACUGGGAAAGUGUAACCAGAACACUCAACUGGAUUAAACAACAAAUUUUCCAAGUUUAAAUGAUUAUUUUACUUUUUGUAUUUUUUUUGUUGUUGUUGUUUCUAUAACUCAGUCUUAAUAAGUGGUGCUGCUAGGUGAAGUUUAGUGAUAAAUGGUCACUUUAGUGGGUUGUUACUUUUGUGGUCUGAAUUAUUAUUUAGCCUUGUUUUAACCUGAUCAGAUUUAUUUCUUCUACAGGAUCCUUUGCUCUAAAUUAAGCCAUUUUUCUGCUGUUAGUAUUUUUUUUAUCAUUGUCCUUAAAGUCAUUAGAGCUCCCCAAACAUUACACUYAAUAUUGUUUUAGUAUGUCUGGAUUUUUAAAUGAGUAAAACUGAAUGUUUGUUGUUCCUGAAUCACUUAAACAUGUCUUAAUGCUGAUGUAAUUACAAGUGAAUAAGAUGGAAUUUUAUCAGGGUUUCAACAGGGAUUAAAGAAAUGAUGUGGAGUUAUUCUGGACUAUCUUAAAGGGUGUUUGGAAUUGAAAUAAAAUGCCAUAUAUGUACAACUGUCUAAUCCUGCCUUUACAGGGAGUUUUAUUUUUGUUUGUUUGUUUAAUCAGUAAUCUUUUAUAGAGCCACAAAACAUAACUUGGGAUGAAAAUUGCAUUUUAUUUGUGCCUUGGUUGUCCUCCAGCAGUCAUCAACCCUGUUUGACUUGAACAAACGCAGAAACAAAAACAUCCUCAGUAGUUCUCAUCUAUCAGCUGCUCAUAAAACACAAUAAAACUUAUUUUUCUUUUACACACACACACAUGUUUGUUCUUGUAUCCUCAUGGAGACUUUGCAUUGGAUUCCAUUCAUUUACUGGUCACUUCUCUAGCCCAACCCUGACCCCUUACUCUAAACCUGACCUAAACUCAAACUUUAGUCCUAACCCACCAAAGGUAUUUCACCCAAGGAACCCAUAAGGAAUUUUGGGUCCUCGCAAGGCGCUGUUUACCAUGAAAAUUGUCAAAGAUUGUCCCCACCAGGUAACAAAAACAUGUGUACACACACACACACACACUAUGCAUUCUGAUAAUGUCCACGCAAACUCACAUUGGCUCAGACAGGCCUGACCAAAACCAGUGAAACAAUACAAAAAAAAACAUUUGCAAAAACGCAGUUAACACAAAAAACAGAUAUACAGUAAUGCAUGACUUCAUGGCGUCAUUUGACAGAAGAUUAAAAAAUGGAAACAUAUGCAUCAAUAAGUUUAUGGAAGAAYUUUUAUGUACUUUAUAAAAUGAUCAGUAGUCUGUGAGUAACUGCAAGUUUUUAUCUGAAAAUAAACUUCAUGGUAAUUUAGGUGGCGGGGUAUUUUUCCCCCUUGUUUGUUUUUUAUCUGAACCAGUCUUAUUAAGACAGCCAGAUCAGUGAAGUCAAUAUAUUGGUGAUGUAUUUUUGUCUUUCUCCUGAAUCUUUAAGUGCAUAUAAGACGAUUGAUUCUCUUCAGCCUAAUCCAACACUCAACACUAAUCACCGAUCACUGCAGUGUUGUGAACAGUUACUUAGUGGUUUAGGUAAAAUAUACAUCAAGACAAAUAUCAGAACUGUAAUUGCGUCCAUAUGAUUCAAAUGCCUAAAAAUCUAAAUUUCAUGUGCUUUUGACCUUUGAACUGUAAAACUGGGGGGUAAAGAGAAUCCUAAAUCAAACCAGACCUUAUGAGAAAGUCAUCUAAACUGAUUUUGCCAAUUUUUUCAUUUAAUAGCCUUUUUAAUAAAUCAGUCCUGAAAAAUUAUGAAAUUUUGCAAAAGACAAACACCUCCUGCACCCAACAGAAACAUCCAGUGUCUUGCAUAACUCAACAAUGUUCUUCACGUUAAUUCAGUCAGUGCAAAAAGAUGAGUGUUGUGCAAAAAUCUGUUACUGCUGAGUCAUGCAUAGAUCGAAUGGGUUCAAAGACGGCGUGCAAAACAAAAACA
Molecule: messenger RNA, 3612 nt
Organism: Austrofundulus limnaeus
Lineage: Eukaryota; Metazoa; Chordata; Actinopteri; Cyprinodontiformes; Rivulidae
Product: transmembrane protein 41A-B
Source: RefSeq, a predicted model, not a curated record